This is a messenger RNA of Fukomys damarensis (Damara mole-rat), 1746 nucleotides long. RefSeq names its product purinergic receptor P2X 2 (gene P2rx2). The transcript is spliced from 11 exons. Gene Ontology annotation, molecular function: purinergic nucleotide receptor activity; extracellularly ATP-gated monoatomic cation channel activity; ATP binding. Lineage: Eukaryota; Metazoa; Chordata; Mammalia; Rodentia; Bathyergidae. The coding region runs from base 137 to 1525 and encodes 462 amino acids. Gene Ontology annotation, cellular component: plasma membrane; nuclear inner membrane. The record is from RefSeq and is a predicted model, not a curated record. Gene Ontology annotation, biological process: response to ATP; monoatomic cation transmembrane transport.
GGCGGCCUCAAGCAAGCCAGGUCCCAGCCCCACCCCACACCGCUCCUCCCUCCUUCCCUCGCAGUCCCCUGCCAAGCUCCAGUCCUCUCGCCUCCGAUACCUGCGGCGCCACAGCUGGAGAGGGGCUCCGAGCACCAUGGCUCCUACCUACCCUAAGGCCCCCACAGCUUGGCGCCUGGCCCGGGGUUGCUGGUCUGCAUUCUGGGACUACGAGACGCCAAAAGUGAUCGUGGUGCGCAACCGGCGCCUGGGGGUCGUGUACCGUGCGGUGCAAUUGCUCAUCCUGCUCUACUUUGUGUGGUACGUGUUCAUCGUGCAGAAGAGCUACCAGGACAGCGAGACAGGCCCUGAGAGUUCCGUCAUCACCAAGGUUAAGGGGAUCACAGAGUCUGAGCACAAAGUGUGGGACGUGGAGGAGUAUGUGAAGCCCCCUGAGGGGGGCAGCGUGUUCAGCAUCAUCACCAGGAUUGAGGUCACCCCCUUCCAGACCCUAGGUGCCUGCCCAGAGAGCAUAAGGGUACCCAAUGUAACCUGCCGCUCAGAUGCCAACUGCACGGCUGGGGAGCUGGACAUGCUGGGCAAUGGGCUGCGGACGGGGCGCUGUGUGCCCUACUACCAUGGGGCCGCCAAGACCUGCGAGGUGUCCGGCUGGUGCCCAGUGGAGGACGGGGCCUCAGUCAGCCACUUCCUAGGUAAAAUGGCCCCAAACUUCACCAUCCUCAUCAAGAACAGCAUUCACUACCCCAAGUUCCAGUUCUCAAAGGGCAACAUUGCACACCGGGAGGACGACUACCUGAGACACUGCACCUUCGACCAGGGUUCCGACCCCUACUGCCCCAUCUUCCGGCUGGGCUUCAUAGUGGAGCAGGCGGGGGAGAACUUCACAGAACUGGCACACAGGGGCGGUGUCAUUGGGGUUGUCAUCAACUGGGACUGUGACUUGGACCUGCCUGCAUCCCAGUGCAACCCCAAGUACUCCUUCCGGAGGCUGGACCCCAAGCAUGUCCCUGCCUCCUCGGGCUACAACUUCAGGUUUGCCAAGUACUUCAAUAUGAACAGCACCAUCACCCGCACACUUAUCAAGGCCUAUGGGAUUCGCAUUGAUGUCAUCGUGCACGGUCAGGCAGGAAAGUUCAGCCUGAUACCCACCAUCAUCAACCUGGCCACUGCUUUGACCUCCAUUGGGGUGGGCUCCUUCCUGUGUGACUGGAUCUUGCUAACAUUCAUGAACAAAAACAAGGUCUACAGCCAUAAGAAAUUCGACAAGGUGUGUACACCACAGCAGUCUUCAAGCAGAUGGCCGGUGACACUUGCCCUUGUCUUAGGCCAGGCCACUCCCCCACCUGGCCAGCAGGGCCCACAAAGGGCAGAGCCAGGCGAGGUUGUUAGGCCCCCGCCCAUCUCUGCCAUGUCUGAUCAGAUGGUGAACACCCCUGAUCAACAUAUAGGACAAGGGCUCCCCACCUCUGGGUCUCCCCAUCAGGACUCCAUACCCACAGACCCCAAAGGCUUGGCCCAACUCUGAGCUUCCAGUCCUCACUGUGCUGCAGACCUGGGCCCCAAACAGAGGGACCCCUUCCCCUAGCCGAGGUCUGAAGGGCAGACACAUUUCUGCCGACUCAAGUCCUCCCUGCCCACCACUGUCCUCUGAUACACCCUGGGUGAUACUACAUCAGAGCUGAGGGGCUUUCCCCCACCCCCACCUCAAUAGUCCUUUAAUUCUGCCCAAACCCUUCCCUUGGAAGC